AUGAAUAGAAAUCAACGGAUCAAAUUUGUGAUCAUUCUCAUUGCAAAACUACUAGGUUUAUUGAGUCUACUAUAUUUCUUUGUAUGUUCACUGGAUUUAAUGAGUUCCGCAUUUCGACUUAUUGGUGGAAAAAUAACUGGUCAAGUCUUUUCGGAAGGAUCAAUUCUUUCCAAUCCAAUCGCUGGAUUGAUGCUUGGCUUAUUAGCAACUGUUCUUGUUCAAAGUUCAUCAACGUCCACCUCAAUUGUGGUAGCAAUGGUUUCAUCAUCAAUUCUGCCUGUUCAGCGAGCCAUACCAAUCGUGAUGGGCAGACAAAAUCUUUAA
Messenger RNA from Adineta ricciae, 324 nucleotides. NCBI's taxonomy places the organism in Eukaryota, Metazoa, Rotifera, Eurotatoria, Adinetida, Adinetidae. The record is from the annotation of a GenBank genome assembly.